This is a messenger RNA of Durusdinium trenchii, 1611 nucleotides long. The record is from the annotation of a GenBank genome assembly. Lineage: Eukaryota; Dinophyceae; Suessiales; Symbiodiniaceae.
AUGCAGCCCUUACUUCGGCAGCUGGCGCGCCCGCGGUGGAUCCACUGCCGGCCCGGCGCAGCGCGCGCCGCGCUCCAGCGCAGCGGUGUCCGAUGCUAUGUGGACAGCAUCGACCGAAGGGUCUCGGUGUACACCUUGACAGAGCCGCAGGAGGUCUUGUCCUUUAUGGAUCGACAUCCCGACUCAGACCUCAACACCUUCGAGGCCGCCUUACGCCAUCUGAGCCGCUUCAGCCAGCGCGGAGGCCACCGCACCAACGCGCAGAUCGUGGAGGACGCGCGCUUCCACGCGCUGCUCAGCGGCUUGACCUCCCGCUUGGAGGAGUGCGACGCCACGCUGCUGUCGAAGAUCUCGGACAGCUCGGGGAGGUUUCAAAACUCCACGCCCGAGCUCGUGGACCUGGCCUCGCGCCUGGCGGAGGUGGUCUGCCAGCGCGAGGACAGCUUCACGGCCAGGAACCUGGCCACGGUGGCCAUCAGCCUCUCCAAGCGGAUUCGGGACGUGGAAACGGUGGAGUUCAUCCGGAAUGAGGUCUUGAAGCUCAUUGACGACCUGGAGCCCAAGCACUGCAACAUGCUUUUGGAAGCCUUCCGGAGGUGGGGCGUCUUUGAUCGGCAGCUGGUGGACUUGCUGGUGGAGCGGAUGACCGACGAGGUGGAUCAAUUCGUUCCCGACGAGCUGGUGGAAGCUCUCAGUGUGUUGUCGCGCUUGGGCCUGGCGCGGGGCUUCUUGCUGCGGCGCUUGUGUGGCUUGGCCUUUGAAAAUCUGCGGCAGUUCACUGCACGGGAGCUGGCACGCAUGAGCUACGCCUUGGCGCGGUUAAGGUUUCUGGCGCAGAGCAACGUCGAUGAGCUUGUGGAUGCCAUGCGACCGGAGCUGCACAGGCUGCGGGGCUCACAGAUCUCGGAGUUCCUCUUCGCGCUGUCCAUGGUGAAGGCCACCCACCAGCUGGAGACCUGUCGGACCCUGGCGGCGCAAUACGUGGACAGCGAGGGCGGCAUCCCCCAAAUGAGUGGGGGCUCCUUGAUUGACUACGCUUGGUCGCUGGCGGCGAUGGAUUUGGUGGAGGACUUUGAGAAGGACUUCCGGGCGGCCCUCGAAGAGACCUUCAAAAGGAAGGUGCCGCAGAACCGGACGCCGCUCAUGAAGUUCUUCGAUGUGAUUUGCGCCCUGGACUUGGAAUAUCAGCACUUGAAGAUCCAAGUGCCCUCCACUUGGAGGGCCGCCUGUGAUGAGGCAGACCGCUUCGAAAUGGAUCGCUUGGAGUCGUCCAGACUGCACAACGAGGUGAUGAUGCGCUUUGAUCAGCUGCAAGGCUCUAGCAAGGGUCUCAAGUGGCGACUGAAGAUGCAAAGGAAUGGAGUUUGUACACCCUACAGGGUCGACAUGUUGGACGAAAAGCUUGGCAUUGCUCUGGACCUGGAGAUUAUUAGCUGGCCCACCGCGCGGCACUUAAAGCACCGACUGCUGGAGGGCAAAGGCUAUCGCAUGGUGAAGCUGGAGUAUUGGGACUGGCGGCGAGCCAGAUCGGAGGAGGAUCAAUCUGUACUUCUCGAGCGUGAAGUCACCAAAGCUUUGGAGGCCAACCCACUUCCAUUGCCUGAGGAGUAA